Messenger RNA from Dichotomopilus funicola, 2763 nucleotides. RefSeq names its product PRP1 splicing factor, N-terminal-domain-containing protein. Gene Ontology annotation, molecular function: protein binding. NCBI's taxonomy places the organism in Eukaryota, Fungi, Ascomycota, Sordariomycetes, Sordariales, Chaetomiaceae. The transcript has 2 exons. Gene Ontology annotation, biological process: spliceosomal tri-snRNP complex assembly; mRNA splicing, via spliceosome. Bases 1 to 2763 code for a protein of 920 amino acids. Gene Ontology annotation, cellular component: U4/U6 x U5 tri-snRNP complex; catalytic step 2 spliceosome. The record is from RefSeq and is a predicted model, not a curated record.
AUGGCCAGCCGGCGCGACUUCCUCAGCCAACCGGCACCCGACAACUAUGUGGCCGGCCUCGGUCGUGGAGCCACCGGCUUCACCACACGGUCAGAUCUUGGUCCAGCGCGCGAAGGUCCCAGCGAAGACCAAAUUAAAGCUGCCGUCGCGAAGAGGUCCGCGCAGCUUGGUCUAACGGAAUCGAAAGACGACGGCAAGGAUGAUGAUGAGCGGUAUCAGGAUCCCGAUAACGAAGUUGGCCUUUUCGCGGGCGGCAUCUACGAGAAGGACGACGAGGAGGCCGACCGGAUAUGGAAAGACGUCGAUGACAAGAUGGCUAAGCGCCGCCAGAAACAAAGGGAAAUACGGGAAAACAACGAACGCGAAGAAUACGAGCGCAUGAACCCCAAGAUACAACAGCAGUUUGCCGGCCUCAAGCGUGCCCUCGAGACGGUGACUGACGAAGAAUGGGCGAGCCUGCCAGACCCCAAAGACCUCACCGGCCGCACGAAGCGAGCCCGCCAGGAACGCAUGCAACGCUUCUACGCUGUACCCGACAGCGUGCUGGCCGCGGCGAGAGACCAGGGGCAAUUCGGGACUACGGUCUCGGAUGAUGGUGGCGGGACCGGUGGCUCAGUAGACGGGGGUAACAAAGAUGGCACAGUGACAGAUUUCGCUAAGAUUGGCGCGGCCCGCGACAAAGUGCUUCGCGCCAGGUUGGAACAACAGUCACAGAGCAGCGGCAUUGCUACGGCGGGGGGCGCGACGAGUAUUGACCCGAAGGGCUACCUCACCUCCCUGUCGAGCCUGCAAGGCGCAGAGCAGAGCAUCGGGGACAUGGAACAGUUCCGGAAGAUGCUCAAGUCAGCGGUCGAUUCGAACCCGAAACAAGCUGCAAGCUGGAUUGCCGCAGCUCGGUUAGAGAUUGCGGCUGGGAAACCUGGUGCUGCACGCAAUUUGAUUGCUAAGGGGUGUCAGCAUUGCCCCAAAAGCGAGGACAUCUGGCUGGAGAACAUCCAUCUCAACGACAACCGCAACGCUAAGGUGAUCGCCGCGCAGGCUAUCCAGGCUAACCCGCACUCGGUCAAGCUCUGGGUCGAAGCGAUGAAGCUUGAGAAUGACCCGCGAUCCCGGAAGAAGGUUAUCCGGCGAGCGUUGGAUCACAAUCCGGAGUCGGAAGCGCUGUGGAAGGAGGCUGUCAACCUGGAAGAAGACCCAGCCGAUGCGCGCAUGCUGUUGGCCAAGGCCACCGAGCUCAUUUCUGAGUCUCUCGACCUGUGGUUGGCACUCGCACGUCUCGAGACCCCGGAAAACGCGCGCAAGGUGCUCAAUAAAGCGGUCAAGAAGCUGCCCAGCUCGCACGAGCUCUGGAUUGCGGCCGCCCGACUCGAGGAGCAGAUCAACGAGAGUGCCCGGCGGCCGGUGAUGAAGAACGCAGUGCAAUUCCUUGCCAAGCGCAAUGCCAUGCCGAAGCGCGAAGAAUGGAUUGCCGAGGCGGAGAAGUGUGAGGACGAAGGGGCUGUGGUUACAUGCAGCAACAUAAUCGAAGAGACGCUCGGGUGGGGCCUGGACGAAGACGAUGACCGCAAGGAGAUUUGGAUGGAAGAUGCCAAAGCUAGCAUUGGUCGCGAUAAGUUUGCGACGGCCCGCGCCAUCUAUGCAUACGCCUUGCGCGUCUUUCCCAACAGCCGGAGCCUAUAUCUCGCAGCGGUGGAGCUCGAACGCAACCAUGGCACGAAAGAUGACCUAUGGCGGGCGCUUGAGAAAGCCGUCGAGGCGUGCCCCCACGUGGAAGUUUUCUGGCUUAUGUUAGCCAAAGAAAAGGCAGGUGAGCUUAACGAGGCGCGGCGUGUGUUGGCGCGGGCGUUCAAGCAGAACCCGGACAACGAGGAUAUCUGGCUAGCUGCGGUUAAGCUUGAGGCGGACAACGGGUUCACCGAGCAAGCACGCGACCUGCUCAAGACGGCACGGCAGAACGCGCCGACUGACCGCGUGUGGAUGCGGAGCGUGGCAUUCGAGCGGCAACUCGGCGCCGACGAGGCCGCGCUGGACCUGGUGCAGGACGCCCUGCAACUCUUCCCGGCGGCCCCCAAGCUAUGGAUGAUGAAGGGCCAGAUUUACGAGGAUCUUGGCAAAUUGCCGCAGGCCCGCGAUGCGUAUGGCACUGGCGUACGUGCGGUGCCAACGUCCGUGCCGUUAUGGUUGCUCUAUGCGCGCCUCGAGGAGCGGGCGGGCAACGUUGUCAAGGCGCGCAGCGUACUCGAUCGCGCGCGGCAGGCCGUACCCAAGUCCCCGGAGCUCUGGACGGAGUUGAUCCGCGUCGAGCGCCGAGCGGGCAAUCUGGGGCAGGCCAAAAGCUUGAUGGCCAGCGCGCAGCAGCAGAUGCCCAAGAAUGGGCUUCUUUGGGCUGAGCGUAUUCUACAUUUGGAGCCGCGCACCCAACGCAAGACGCUCAUCACGGAAGCCAUCAAGAAAGUCGAAGACGACCCCGUCCUGCAGGUCACGGCGGCGCGCAUCUUGUGGGCGGAGCGCAAACUGGACCGGGCGCAGAACUGGUUCGAGCGAGCACUACUACUGGAUCGCGACGUGGGUGAUACGUGGGCAUGGUACUACAAAUUCCUGCUUCAGCACGGGACAGACGAGAAGAAGGCAGAUCUAAUCGCCAAGUGCGUGCUCAACGAUCCACGCCAUGGCGAGGUGUGGCAAGGGGUGGCGAAGGAUCCGAAGAAUGCUGGGAAAGGGACGGAAGAGGUUUUGAAGCUAGUUUCAGCGGCCUUGAAUUAG